GUCUUUUUUUUUUUGGCAAUAUUUAUUACAUAUUAUAAUAACUAUUUUCUUUUGUAAAUAAAUCAAAACAGAAUGAGUUUGCUUCAACCUUAUAUGAAUCUUGAUGUGCUAGUUAUUACAUUAGAUGGACGAGUUUUAGUGGGCAAAUUAAGAGGCACAGAUCAAACAUCAAAUCUUAUAUUAGAACAUUGUCAGGAACGCGUAUUUUCGAGUGAAGGAACCGAAGUUGUUCCUCUUGGAUUGUUUGUAGUGCGAGGCGAUAAUUUAUGUACAAUUGGUGAAAUAGAUACUGAAAAAGAGGAAACGAUGGAUAUCACCGAAAUUAAAGCAGAUCCAUUAUCAGAAGCGCGUUUAUAAUGAUAGGGAAGAUAUAAUAUCAAUAUUAAAAUGAACCACAUAUAAAGUAUUUACAACAAAUAUAUUUAAGUAUUGAUAUUAUUAUAAUAAAUGGGCACACGCAUAUGUAUACAAGCACUCUAUUAUAUAAUUCUUCACCUUUUUACACCGCAAAGUAUUAUUAAAAGAAUAUUUUUAUGCAGCAGUUACAAUACAUUUUUUUUAUUAUACAUCAAGAUUUGUCUAUGAUGAAAAAGAUAGCAAUUUUAAAAGAUCAACAUGACGAUAAUCUGAAUGCUCAAGAUACUGUUCAAGUAUACAUUGUGCAGAUAUCAGCACUCUGUAAUACUUAUUAAUUAUACUUUCUGCUUGAACUAAAUAUAUAAAAUUAACUUAGUAAUUGCGUAUACUUUUUUUUUUUUAAAAAAAAAAAUAAUACCUGAUGAGGUUCCUGUCAAUUGC
This is a messenger RNA of Cokeromyces recurvatus, 798 nucleotides long. RefSeq lists its product as uncharacterized. Gene Ontology annotation, biological process: mRNA splicing, via spliceosome. The coding region runs from base 73 to 357 and encodes 94 amino acids. NCBI's taxonomy places the organism in Eukaryota, Fungi, Mucoromycota, Mucoromycetes, Mucorales, Mucoraceae. Gene Ontology annotation, cellular component: precatalytic spliceosome; U4/U6 x U5 tri-snRNP complex; U6 snRNP. Gene Ontology annotation, molecular function: RNA binding. The transcript has 4 exons. The record is from RefSeq and is a predicted model, not a curated record.